Messenger RNA from Prosopis cineraria, 1492 nucleotides. RefSeq lists its product as uncharacterized. NCBI's taxonomy places the organism in Eukaryota, Viridiplantae, Streptophyta, Magnoliopsida, Fabales, Fabaceae. The record is from RefSeq and is a predicted model, not a curated record. The transcript has a single exon. The coding region runs from base 145 to 1413 and encodes 422 amino acids.
CUAGGCGAUGCACCACAGUUUCUUCCAAAUUUGACGAAUUCAUUAUCAUUUAUUGUUAAUUUCAGUCUUUCCUUCAUAUUGUAUUCCUGAAAGCUAUACAUUUUCCUGCUGGCUACCUCUGUCUCAUCAUCUCACCAUCAUCGGAUGCUCUGUACAAUGUUUGAUCGCAGGAUUCUUAUACGUGCCAAACUCUGUAUCAUGUUCUUCUUCAUCACUCUCUCUGCAAUUCUUCUUCUUCUCUGUGAAGACAUAACUAUCUCCUAUUGUUCCUUAAAUAAUAAAGCUCCUGAGAAGUUUCAGUUACAAUUGCAGAAACCCAGAAUUCAGAAAGCAAUACAGCCAACGCUUUCCCACGUACUCGUUGAAGAAGAAGAAGAAGAUAAUGAUGAUGAUCAAGGAAGCCAGAAGCCUCUGAUUCCUCCAUUGAAUGUCACAGAAAAGGAAAGGAUCGCUUGGUUCCGGAAAAGGUUUCACGACUUCAAGAUUUUCGAUUCAAGAAGCAAUUUAACUCGUCAGUUUCAUGCUAGAGUUUUAGGACUCUUCAGCCAUGGAUGUGAGGCUCAGUUCUUCAUGACUUGGAUUUACCCUGCGAAUCUGUUUAGAAGCAGAGAACUGUUAUCCGUAGAAUCUCUUUUCAAGGCUCAUCCUCGGGCAUGCUUAGUAAUCCUAUCAAGAACCUUAGAUUCCAAACAAGGGUACAGAAUUCUGAAGCCUCUGAUUGAUCGUGGUUUCAAAGUUGAGGCCGUGACACCGAAUCUGCCAUUUUUGUUUCAUAAAACUCCAGCAGAAAAAUGGCUUCAUGAUCUGAGAAAAGGGAAGAAGGACCCAGGUGAGAUUCCCUUAUCUCAGAACCUAUCAAACCUAAUAAGACUUGUGGUUCUAUACAAAUACGGAGGAAUCUAUCUGGACACAGAUUUCAUAAUCCUUAAACCCUUCAAAGGAUUAAGGAAUUGCAUUGGAGCACAGAGUAUGGGCUCUGUCUCCAAACAGUGGACUAGAUUGAACAACGCAGUCCUUGUCUUUGAUAAGAAUCACCCACUUUUGUCACAAUUCAUAGAAGAAUUUGCGUUGAAUUUUGAUGGUAACAAGUGGGGAUAUAACGGUCCAUAUUUAGUCUCCAGAGUAGUGGAGAGAGUGAAAGAAGAAGAAGAUGGUUUGAACUUGACAGUGUUACCUCCAAUGGCGUUUUAUCCUGUGGAUUGGACCAGAAUAGGAGGGUGGUUUCAGAAGCCAAAGAACAGGGGCGAAGCAAGAUGGGUCAAAGACAAAGUGAUUCAGCUCAGAGGAGAAACUUAUGGGGUUCAUCUGUGGAAUAAAUGGAGUGGCAAAUUGGCUAUUCAAGAAGAAAGUGUUAUGGCAAGACUUAUAUCACAGCAUUGUCUAAUUUGCAGUCAUGUAUAUAAUAGUUCUUAGCUAUGAUUUUUCUUUUGUGAACUCAACAUGUCGGUUUUAUUAGAAAGGCAAGAAAAAGUUGGUACUUGGUGUUUUUUUU